Messenger RNA from Lotus japonicus, 4099 nucleotides. Its product is annotated as polygalacturonase At1g48100. The transcript has 6 exons. Gene Ontology annotation, biological process: carbohydrate metabolic process. Gene Ontology annotation, molecular function: polygalacturonase activity. NCBI's taxonomy places the organism in Eukaryota, Viridiplantae, Streptophyta, Magnoliopsida, Fabales, Fabaceae. The record is from RefSeq and is a predicted model, not a curated record. Bases 2024 to 3442 code for a protein of 472 amino acids.
UCCAAAUUAAAUGAAUUAAAAGUUCCCUUUUGAAAAUAAACAAAACUUUAACUUCUAUUCACAAACAAACAUAAUUCCAAAAACAUUCUCACGCAACUUAAUGACUUUUGUCAUGGGCCAUGGUUUAUAAGUGUCAUCACGAUCACUCACAGUGUCUCUCAAAGAGUCCCUCUCUGUAUAACCUAAAAAAAGAGGCUCUCUGUAUCAUCUUUCAUUUAUUUUCCCCCCUUAUUAUUAUUUUGGCAUUAUUAAUCAAACAUCACUUAAUUCCACCCGUGAAUGGUUUAAUUCUGUUGUCGCCCACCUAAUAUAUGCUUCCAGUUCCUACCCUUCCUUGGCCACAAGGAACUACACAACAACAAAGAGUCACGAGAUGGAUAUUAUUGCCCUUUGCAUCAAUACAAAGUUCACCCAAUUGGGCACUUAUAUAUUUUUAAAUUCAGUUCUUCACCAAAACUAUAUCAGUUGUCAUUGGUGUACACUAACAACACUCAAGACACUGGCCGUUUGUGGAAAUUUCUGUGGUUACAAAUUUUAAUUUUAUUUAUUUAUGAACUUAACAGUUUGUAGUAGACAGAAACAGCCACAAACUAGUGGGUGUUAAAAAUAUGUAGUGUUCACUGGUCAUUUUUAAACUAUAUUGAUAGAUUAUCAUUAAUUUUCUUAGUCUACGUGUUCACUCAUGAGUGGAAGAUCAUUAAUUGGAGCAAAAUAUGCAAGAAUCUUGGCAUGAAAAUAUGAAUGAUUGUCAUAGGAUAAUUCAAUGAUGUGUGUGAUGCCUGAAUUACCUUAAAAAUUUGAUACAAAGCCCUAAGGAUGAGGUCAUGUGAGUCAUCUCAUUAGAAAAGUAAGUUGAUUAAAACAAACAAAAGAAAGUUUGUAGUUGGCAAAAUUCACAAAAUGGAAAGAUAAGUUAUGUUUCACUCAAUUUAGAAUGGCGGGUAUGAUUCACUACAAAAAUUUACUAAUCUUCCCAUGAUGCUUAACUUUAUUGUUGCUUACUAUUGUAUUUUGCAGAUUUGGUCUAUUAACUACUACCUAACACACAUGCAAAAUCUUGUAUACUAUUGGUAUUUCAGAAACUGCAUGUCAGUUGGGAAAAUCACACAGAAACAUGUUACAUGAUAAACAGAAUUGAUGCUGAAGUCACAAGUUUCUGGAAUGCUUUUGCUUAUUUUCUUGAAAAUAUAAAAUUCACUGAUAUAGGAAAGAAAAUAAUUCUAUAAAAUAUUUCACAAUAGCAACCAAAUUUUCAGUCGCUAAUAGUUUUAGUGACCAAAUUAGCAACUGAUUUUUUUUUAAAUCAGCCCUAAAUCAGUCACUAUGCAGUGAAUUUCUAGUAUAUGGUAAGUGAAUUGAAGUAUAAGAAUAAUAGAACCCACUCAAUACAUUUGGGACCACAAAAAAUUGAACAUUCUUACUACAAAGAAAAAUAAUGGCCUUAGAGAACAAAUAAACCCUGCAAGAGUUGCUGAACAUCCAAAAAGGUUUUUUAAGAGCAUCCUACAGUUUCCUUCACACCCCACACUCUGACACUUUUAAUCAACAUGAAAUUGACACGUGGCAACCUUAUUAUUUUGAAGAUGGAAUUUUUAUAUGGCCUGUUAUCCUCUCAUAUUCGACCAAUAAAUAAUUACUUAGUGUAAUAAAUGUCAUGUCGACAUGUUUAAUAACGAGUUUUGAAAUUUCAUUUUAAGUGAUUUAUAAGAAGAUGAAACAGGACACUCUAAAUUAGAGAGGGCAUGACAAAGCUCCAUUUUAAAAAUUCAUUACUUAGUGAUCAUAUAUAUUUUGAGUAUAAAUAAGAGAUGGUCCUUGCUAGGCCAAUUUGCUCUGGAUGUUAUAUUAAACCUUAGCCAUUCUUCUUUCUUCUAUGUCAAUCCUCCAUUUGUCUUUGAAACUAGUAUUUCUGAAGUUGGAGUUUUUGUCUAUACACAGAACAGAAUAGCAUUUUGGGGUUCUGCAUUGGCACAUACAUAUUUUUGGUGUAUACUGAAACUCAACUUUGAAGUUUGAGUUCCUCAUGGAUCAUCUCAUUCAUGGAUUACUUAUUCUCUGGAUUAUUACUUUGACACUUUUCAACCACAAUUUGGUAAAUGUGGAAGGAAGAUACCACCAUCUUACCAACCAGAAGAAUAUAUCCCCUGCUCCUGAUGACCCUCCUAAUGAUCCCUCACCCCCUUCAAUUUCUCCUAGUUUUCCUUCUGACCCUUAUCCAAAUGAUCCCCAAGAUUCCUCUUCAAAUGGUAUCUUUGAUGUGAGAUCCUUUGGGGCUGUUGGAGAUGGUUCAGCUGAUGACACACCUGCAUUCAGGGCAGCAUGGAAAGCCGCUUGUGAAGUAGAGUCAGGGGUUGUUCUGGCUCCAGAGAAUUACUGCUUUAUGAUCACUUCAACUAUUUUUUCAGGUCCAUGCAAGCCAGGACUAGUGUUUCAAGUAGAUAGCACACUCAUGACACCAGAUGGACCAAAUUCCUGGCCAGAAGCAGAUAGCCUCAAUCAGUGGCUUGUCUUUUAUAAACUUGACCAAAUGACUUUUAAUGGUACAGGAAUCAUAGAAGGCAAUGGAGAAAAGUGGUGGGAUCUCCCCUGCAAACCUCACAGGGGUCCAGAUGGAAAAACUUUAUCAAGACCAUGUGUCAGUCCCACUAUGAUAAGGUUCUUCAUGAGCUCCAAUUUGAAGGUGAUUGGACUGAAAAUUCAAAACAGUCCUGAGUUCCACAUGAAAUUUGAUGGCUGCCAAGGGGUAAUGAUUGAUGAUGUGUCCAUUUCUUCACCAAAACUCAGCCCCAACACUGAUGGAAUCCAUGUAGAAAAUUCAAAUGAUGUUGGGAUAUAUAACUCCAUGAUAAGCAAUGGUGAUGAUUGCAUUUCAAUUGGACCCGGGACCUCAAACGUGGACAUAGCUGGUGUUACUUGUGGUCCUAGCCAUGGGAUUAGCAUUGGAAGCCUUGGUGUGCACAAUUCCCAGGCAUGUGUCUCGAACUUAACUGUUCGAGACACCAUAAUAAGGGAAUCAGACAAUGGACUCAGAAUUAAAACAUGGCAAGGUGGGACAGGAUCUGUUUCAGGUUUGAGAUUUGAGAACGUCCAAAUGGAGAAUGUGGGAAACUGCAUCAUUGUAGACCAGUACUACUGCAUGACAAAGGAAUGCCUGAACCAAACUUCAGCUGUUCAUGUUAAUGAUAUUUCCUACAGGAACAUUAAGGGCACUUAUGAUGUGAGAACUGCACCUAUUCACUUUGCUUGCAGUGACUAUGUUGCCUGCACAAACAUAACACUCUCUGAGGUUGAGCUUUUGCCUUAUGAGGGAGAAUUGCUUGAUGACCCUUUUUGUUGGAAUGCUUAUGGGACUCAAGAGACCUUGACUAUACCUCCUAUUAAUUGCUUAAGAGAAGGUGACCCUGAGGAAGUGGGUGAUCUUUCUGCAUAUCAAUGCAGUUAAGGAUAUAUUACUCUAAUAGCAUGUCUGGAUCGACUUUUCGCUCUAUAUAUAGAAUCGAUUUUGAAGCUCAGAGACUACUCACAAAAUCUUUUCAUCAGAAUUAAUUUUGGUUUUAUAAUCAAUUAUAGAAAAAUUACAAAUCAUACUGUAAUAUUUUUAACUACAUUGAUAUGCAGAAAAGUACACUUCUAAACAUGUUUGGAACAUGUACUAAAUUGGAUGUACUUUUUUGCAUAUAAAUGUAGUUGAAGAUAUUUCUCUUAUAGCAUGUUUACAAAUUCUUCUAUAAUUAAUUCUAAAGUCAGAAUCAAUUCUUGAGAAAAUGUUCUAUAAGUAGCUUCUGGUGUAAAGAAAAAAUAAGUUGAUUCAAAUGUACUAUAAAUUUGGUUGCUUUUAGAUAGAAGAUAUAUAUCAUAUACUAUAUACAUAUAUUCAGCCUAGAUAACCAUUGUAUGACUAGGUGGUUGUGGCUCUUUGUACCUCUCUUAGGAUUUCGUCCCUAUUUGGGUGUAUUUCUUCUCCCAUAUUGUGAGAUGCAGAUUUUGGUCCCAUAUUUUGGACCUACACUGUAAUAGCUUGGCUGAACAUUUUUAUGUUAUGUGGCUAAAAUAGUAUAUAUAGGCCUUUUUUCCCUAAUAUUUAUUUUAGUUUCUAUUA